Molecule: messenger RNA, 2070 nt
Organism: Cooperia oncophora
Lineage: Eukaryota; Metazoa; Nematoda; Chromadorea; Rhabditida; Trichostrongylidae
Source: the annotation of a GenBank genome assembly
AUGUUUCAACCGGAUUAUCAGUCUUGGAUAACUCCCUUCACAGCAAGGUCCCGCGCUGCGUACUCCCCUCGACUCCCUCCGGCAUCUUUCCUGUCCCUAAAAUGUGUCGUCGCUUCCCACCACGCUAAGGUCAACGACGACACCGCGCUGGACGUUGCUGCUCUCUCCGCGUCCCUGCGAGACUCUCAGACACUCGCACAUUCCCAAGCACGCGUUUCGGCACUACUUGGCGCAAUGAGGAGCUCGCUCAGUCUUCUCUCCCAGCGCCGCCUAGCCCAUAUGGUUUUCAGGGCCAGAGCAGUGCCCCAUCAUUACCGGACGUCCGGCUUCUAUGCACGGUGUCGUUUGUCACUGCGGGAUAGACGCUUGGCUUUGUCCCAAGGAGGACCAAUUUACUCUCUUUCACCUCCACUCCCUCACAAACUGUGCGUCGCUAUGGCCCAAUAUCUCGACAGACCCAGUUUAGGCCUCGAUACAGCUAUACCGACCCAACACCCAGCUUUACUCCACCCCUGCGGUGUUGUGCAAGAUCGUUCGCCAAUCGGUGACCUUUUCUGUCGGGUUUUUCGGGACGCGCACAGAGACUCAUUACGAACAUCCUUACCCGUGUCCGUCGAAGAAUGUUGGCGGAUGGCCCUCCACCAUAAAUGCCUGUCGGGUCCCUCUCAGAGUCAUCCGGCGUGUGGCGCACAUCUAAUGAGUUGCAUUUCCAGUUUCCUUCUGUCCCCUUCGGAUGUUGCACCAAUAAUACGGCAGAGGUCACUAACUGUUUCUCAUAUGCCACCACGGUGCAUACUCGACAUAACGAUGCUUUUCCACAAGGCGCCAGUUGGCGACCUUUCCGAAUGCGCCUACGGGGAUGGACUCUGUACACUGGCACACGGCUCGCUUCUCAUUUGGGUCCCUGACAGGGAGGAACGGUGCGGCUACACGUUGGUGUCCCACAUGACCGGGGAACUGUCGGAUGGCGUCUGGAUUAGUCGUGACCACGAAUUUGCACUGUCCUGGGCCAACUCUUCUGUCACGGUGGAGGACUGUGACCAUAACCUUAUAUUGACAGAUCAGGGCUCCGGCGCCGCCAGCCUCGUAGCUCGUUCACCGCGCGUGGGCCUCUUCACUUCCAAUCAACUGUCGGCCCAGCUCUUAGCCGUGGAAAGUGCCUCGCUUUCAGCCAUGGGUACUCUCUUCCGCAACGCCUUGCGCACGUUGUGCGACCGAACUGAUACCAUUUCCGUGGCCCUUCAAGCGGCCCUAUAUGUACACCCCACGCUCACUAUGCGCGCUCUUCUGGGUCGCCAGGAUAUCGAAGCCUUCUACUUCGACGACGGCUAUAUCCAGGUUCGACGCUGCGUUUCGUUGCCCUCCUCAGCACUUUCUUUCCUUCCCUUCAAUACUACCUGCUAUACCUUUCCCCAGACCCGCCGCACAGGAGUCAUCCACAAGCAAGGGACAACGGUCGCUUGCUCUAGCACAACGCCCUUCCUGUUCCCGUUCGGCAACGGGGUACAUAGCUUUGAUCCGCACAGCGGCACGUGGUCCUCGUUCAGCCCUCGGGAGGUCACCAAACUACCAUCUGCACCCUCCCAGGAGGGUAUUCGCCUAGCGCCACCGCUUACGGUCUUUCACAAUCUUAUCCUCACUAAUUUCACUGAAACGUCUAACGAUCAGCAGCUCCAUGAACUGUGGGUGGCGCGGGAUCACUUUCGUCUGGUUUACCAUUUUGUGCGAUUGGAUGAUACUUCAACGGGAGGCCACGGAUCAGUCAGGGACGGUUACUUUGCUAGCCGCUUCGUACGUUCAUUGUUCCCUCGUCGGUUCGUCGGAACUCCUUCACCCACGAACAAGAAUUUCGAUCAUGGAGAUUCCCCGUCUGCCAGACAUCAUCGCGUUCCGGCAACACGCGAUGGCAUUGGCCGACGAGCUCCUGGAUUACACGCGGUAAAAGAUGUGGCAAAAUUGAAACUCAAGGAUAAGGAGGAUGCGCUACAUGCAAGAUUACUACGUGAGGAUCUACAUCGCGACCAUCUAUGGGAAUAUGUCUCAUCGAUAAGCCAGUGUAUAAUAUGGUGA